This is a messenger RNA of Gracilinanus agilis (Agile Gracile Mouse Opossum), 2209 nucleotides long. RefSeq names its product reticulocalbin 1 (gene RCN1). Gene Ontology annotation, molecular function: calcium ion binding. The record is from RefSeq and is a predicted model, not a curated record. Bases 133 to 1116 code for a protein of 327 amino acids. Gene Ontology annotation, cellular component: endoplasmic reticulum. The transcript is spliced from 6 exons. NCBI's taxonomy places the organism in Eukaryota, Metazoa, Chordata, Mammalia, Didelphimorphia, Didelphidae.
GGCGCACUGGUCAGCGCGCCGAGCUCUGCGCGCCCCCCUGCCCUGCCCGGCCCGGCCUGGCCCGGCAGAGCCCUCUUCCGCCUUCCCUCCCUCUCCAGUCCUUCCUCUCUGGCGGCCGCCGCCGGUCGGACCAUGGCGCUGGGCUGCCCGGGGCUGGGGCUCCUGCUGCUUUUGCUGCUGCUGCUGGGGCCCGGGCAAUUGCGGGCCAAGCCCACGGUGCGCAAGGAGCGCGUGGUACGGCCCGACUCGGAGCUGGGCGAGCGGCCCGCUGAGGACAACCAGAGCUUCCAGUACGACCACGAGGCCUUCCUGGGCAAGGAGGAGGCCAAGACGUUUGACCAGCUCACCCCCGAGGAGAGCAAAGAGCGGCUGGGAAAGAUUGUCGGCAGGAUAGAUAGUGAUGGAGAUGGCUUCGUCACCACGGAGGAGCUGAAAACGUGGAUCAAACGAGUGCAGAAACGGUACAUCUAUGAAAACGUGGCGAAAGUCUGGAAAGAUUAUGAUCGGAACAAAGACGAUAAGAUUUCCUGGGAAGAAUAUAAGGAGGCGACAUAUGGCUACUACCUGGGGAACCCAGAAGAGUUUCAAGAUGGAUCUGAUAAACACACUUUUAAGAAGAUGCUGCCCCGUGAUGAGAGGAGGUUCAACAUGGCCGACCUCAAUGGUGACAAAGUGGCUACUAGGGAGGAAUUCACUGCCUUCUUGCACCCAGAGGAGUUUGAGCACAUGAGAGAUAUUGUAGUCUUGGAGACAUUGGAAGAUAUCGACAAGAAUGGUGAUGGGUUUGUGGAUCAGGAUGAGUACAUUGCUGAUAUGUUUGCCCACGAGGAGAACGGCCCAGAGCCAGACUGGGUGGCCACUGAACGAGAGCAGUUUGCAGAUUUCCGGGACUUGAACAAGGAUGGGAAGAUGGACAAAGAGGAAAUCCAGCACUGGAUCCUUCCCCAGGAUUAUGACCAUGCCCAAGCAGAAGCUAGGCAUUUGGUGUAUGAGUCAGACCAGGACAAGGAUCAGAAGCUAACCAAAGAAGAAAUACUGGAGAACUGGAACAUGUUCGUCGGCAGCCAGGCUACCAACUAUGGGGAAGACCUCACAAAGAAUCAUGAUGAGCUUUGAUGCUCCCACUACGUAGAAUCUCAGACUUUGGCCAAUUUCCUUGCUGGUUGCCACAGUUGUGAUGGUCUCCUCGUUUGCACCGGUGUAUCCCCAAACAAGCAGUUUUAUUACCUCAACAUAGGGAAGGAGAAUAGUCUGUUACCUGGGAUUUCACCCAAAGAGAUUUAGUCCUCAUUCUUGUCCUAGUUAGAUUUCUCUUAAAAUGUUUUUCGUUCUGUGUAGAUGGCAGUGUUGUUUGGGGAAUGUACUUUGACAACUCAACUCUCUUAAAGGGUUUUUUCUUUGAUUUUUUUUUCUGAAAUAGAAAGAAUUACAUUUUGAUAGGGCCAGACAUUCCACCAGAUCCCUAAGAAGUGGAAGGGGUGCGGUUCAGGAUGAACUUGGGUUUGGACAACCCAGGAAAGGAAAAGAAAGCUCUCAGGAUAAGUGAUGGUCAUCCUCCUCAUUGCAGAUCACUUCCUUUGGAAAUCUCUCCUCCUUCUGAACUUGAUAACAUCAGCUGUUACUGUAAAUGGUCUUUAUAAUCCUUAUUUUUUUGUUCUGUGCCGACCUGUUAAUGUACACAAUAAACCCACCAUUUUUAAAAAACAAUAAUUCAAGGGUGGGUAGACAAAGGUGGGAAAAGAUUAAGUGGCUCUUUGAGCUUCAGCCUGCAUAUAUUUUGAAUUUUUUUUCCAAGUCUGAGGAAUUCCCCAAUGGGGAAACUCCAUUUUUCCAGGCAAAUCCAGCCAUCCUACUGUGAUUUAAGGUUUCCCAGGGCACUAGGAAAUUAAGUAACUCGCCCUGAGUGCCUCAGUAAUCAGCAGAGGCAGCUCCGUCUAAUGGCCAGUGCCAGUUCUCUGUGCACUGCUGUAUUGUCUCUCAAGCAUUCUAAUGAACAAGGAAAUGGCUAGCUCCCUUAGUUUCUUUUUCUUUUUUUACAUAACGAAGAAGAUUUUUUCUGAGGUUCUACUGAGUCUUAGAUGUGAAUGAAGGCUUGGUUGUGCAGUGGGUGACGAGGCCAGCAGAACCAGGGAGAACAUAGAUGGGAGUUUGGAAUUCCCAUCUGGUUGUAUGUCAGAAGCAAACGCAAUAAAGGAGCCUGAUAGGAACA